Sclerotinia borealis F-4128 is the source of this 525-nucleotide messenger RNA. Lineage: Eukaryota; Fungi; Ascomycota; Leotiomycetes; Helotiales; Sclerotiniaceae. The record is from the annotation of a GenBank genome assembly.
AUGGUUAUGGCCUUUGAUAUCGCUAGCGCAAAAGCGGCGUGCCGAAUGCGCGACGACUUCAUGAAUCUACUUUUAUUGAUUGUUAGAGAUUCAGCAAAGCCAUUGCAACGCCAGCAAAAUGUCUACAAUUAUGCGGACGUUGCGCAGCAUGCGCAGAGUGGGUAUCAAGGAUGCUCUUCACCAAAUGCAUGUGAUACCAAAGCCGGAACCUUCAUCGCAAAGGAUCGAUAUGGCAACAAAUAUUUCGAGAACGUGGAGGACGAAUUACCACUACGCACAAGAUGGGUAGACUACAAAGACGACGAAUACAGCCCAUGUCAAAUCGAGCCCGGCUGGCACGCCUGGAUGUCAUACAUGGUAGAUAAGCCACCGACCCAAGAUCCUCUCUUGCAGACCAAAGUACGCCCUUGGGAAUUGCCGGAUCACAGACCAACUUUCACCAUGACACGAGCUGCUUUCAAGACUUAUUCUACUGUCAAACCAAAGAUUACUGCUUGGACUCCCGAGGCUGUUGAAAGGGCGUGA